Molecule: messenger RNA, 3073 nt
Organism: Drosophila novamexicana
Lineage: Eukaryota; Metazoa; Arthropoda; Insecta; Diptera; Drosophilidae
Gene: roq
Product: roquin-1
Exons: 4
Coding region: 176-3052 (958 amino acids)
Molecular function (GO): metal ion binding
Source: RefSeq, a predicted model, not a curated record
GAUAUUUCAGUCAGAGCUGCCACCGCAACCUCUAGCCAAGACAGUAGAAAUGCAUCGAAUAUUACAAUUAUCGAUAGUUUUCCAGUUCUACUCCCCAUUUUUAUAAAACGCCAAAUGAAAAUUAAAAAAAACUUCGUACCUUUAAUUUAAUGCAAUAAUAUGUGCAAUUUGAAGCAUGCCGAUUCAGGCGCCCUCAUGGACAGACUUUCUCAACUGUCCCAUCUGCUGCAAUGAGUUCGAAGCCAGCCAGCGUGUGCCAAUCAGCCUGGGCUGCGGGCACACAAUAUGCAAGCCCUGCCUGACCACGCUCUACAAUCGGCAAUGUCCCUACGAUCAGACGCUUAUUGUUACGGAUAUCGACAAUUUGCCGCUUAACUAUGCGCUGCUGCAGCUGGUGGGCAAUGGCAGUGGCGGUACAGGUGGUGGUGGCGCCGCCGAGGAGGAGCUGGCAGAUCUGGCACCAAGUGUGCUAAAGCUGCAGCCGGAACAACUAAAAUGCUACAAGCUGGGCAGAAAAUGCAUCGAAGAAUUGGCCUUGCAUUUAAAAUCGUUUCUAAAUCUGAACAGCAGCAAUUUGCUGACCCGGCCCAUGCAGCGCAAACUGGUCACGCUUGUCAACUGCCAGCUAAUGGAGGAGGAGGGUCGCGUGCGUGCCUUGCGUGCUGCACGUUCCUUGGGCGAACGCACAGUAACCGAACUGAUAUUGCAGCAUCAGAAUCCGCAGCAGCUCAGCUCGAAUCUUUGGGCAGCGGUGCGCACUCGGGGCUGUCAGUUCCUGGGACCCGCCAUGCAAGAGGAGGUACUGAAGCUUGUGUUGCUCGCGCUUGAAGAAGGCUCGGCGCUCUCACGAAAAGUACUGGUCAUGUUUGUGGUGCAACGGCUGGAGCCUCGCUUUCCUCAAGCGUCUAAGACGAGCAUUGGUCAUGUGGUGCAGCUGCUCUAUCGUGCCAGCUGCUUCAAGGUGUCCAAGCGCGAAGCGGACUCCUCGCUGAUGCAGCUAAAGGAGGAGUUUCGCACCUAUGAUGCACUGAGACGCGAACACGAUGCCCAGAUAGUGCAGAUUGCCACCGAGGCGGGACUGCGCAUUGCGCCCGAGCAGUGGUCAUCGCUGCUGUAUGGCGACAUUACGCACAAGUCCCACAUGCAGAGCAUCAUUGACAAGCUGCAGACACCGUCUGCAUUUGCACAGUCAGUGCAGGAGCUGGUCAUUGCGCUGCAGCGCACCAGCGAUCCCGCCAAGUUGGCUCAGUUGCACAAUCAUCUGCAGUAUUUGGCCGGCAUUGAUCCGUGCGCUGAGACAGCUAGCUGGGAGGAUGUAUCCAAGGCGCUGGACGCUGUGAAGCAUGCCGUCAUGGGUCUAGUACAUUUCUUGCAGCAUCACGGCAUACGCAAGCCACAGGAGAGCAGUCUAGCCGGCGGCUCUGCCAACAACAACAACACAAAGUACAAGAUAAGUCUGUGCCGGGACCUGAAUCAUCGACGGGUAUGCCCACGUGGCGCCAGCUGCACAUUUGCCCACUCGCAGGAGGAGGUGGAACGCUAUCGCGCCCGCAAUCGCGGCAAGCAUAUUAAAGCAGCCAUGCCCAUGGCAAUGCCCAGCAUACCACCAGGUGGCAAGAAGCCGCUGCCCCUGGGCAGCGAAGUGCCUGCACACACCGGCCCAAUGAUGCCCAUAUCGCCCAUACGCUAUAUGCAGCCACCAGCACAGCCGACCAGAGGCUUCCUCGAGCCCAAUUGCAGCAUGCCGCCUGCAGCACACAACCUUCCCCCAAGCGGCGUCCAUCCACAAUUGCUGCGCGCACAUCACAGUCCUAUUGGUCGCCAGCAACAGCAGCAGCAGCAGCACGCGGCGCUCAAUGGACUGCGGGUGCCACCGGCACCAGGACGCUAUGAGCAACGUUUUAAUUAUGGCCCGGCGCCGGCUCCGUCGCGCAACAAUGUCACGCGUGAGUAUCCGGGCAAUUCCCCGGCUCCGCCGCCGCAACGCAACCCACCGAACUACAACAACAUCAGCAACAACAACAACAACAAUAUACACAACCACAAGAGCUUCUGCAGCAUACUUCCAACGGAUGUCUAUCAUUCGCCCUACUUUGGCAACGAGGCCACGGGGAACAGCAAAGGCAACGCCGAGUUACCAGCAGCUACAAAACUGGGCCAUCCAGCUGCUGGCGGCAAUCCGUGGGAGCAUACGUAUAUGCCACAAGCAUUGGCAACGCUAGCGCCGCCGUCCAGCAAGUAUCCCAGUCGAGUCAUGUCCACAAUUUUACCCGCAACAGCCGAUACCUCAUUUUAUGAAAAGAAACCGCCGAGUAAUAAUGUUAAUAUUGAUCUGGAUGUGGAGAGUGCAGCACAUGCUGAAUCCAUGCCAUUGUUUAGGCCCAACAACAACAACAACAACAACAGCAGCAGCGGCAACAACAGCAGCAACAGCAGCAGCAACAACAACAACAACAAUAUCUCAUUAAUAUUCUGGAAUAACUCCAACAAAGAUUCGGCCAACUUUGUGCGUUCCGACUCCAUAUUGGAUGACGAUGCAUCAACCUCGGAUGUGCCCACCGGCUCCUCAAUGCACAGCCGCUACGGCCCCAUUUGUCCCAAACGCUCGACGAGUAACUGGCACAACUGGCCCAUGGAGCAUGAUCCAAACAAUAAAAACGAGUUCCUCAGCGACAAGAGCACAACAGCCGGCGAGCUGAACUUUGCAGGGUUUGAGCCGAAGCCAGCCUACAAGCCGGAGCACAAUGACAACCUCAAUGUCAAUGCCAAUAAGAACUCAGCUGGUCGUGAUAGUGUGUACAUUUGGAACAACGAUCUAAAUGCGAACGCAACAAGCCCCUCGAGCAAUUAUUGGAGCAACAGCAGCAACAGCGAGCCAGCAGGGUCCCAUAACGAAAGACUGAAGCAGCUGGAUGGCAAGCCGAUGCUGCUCUCCGAGGACAGUAUGGAGGGUGGCAUCGAUAGCGGCAUGAUGAGCGAGCUGGAAAAGAAUCUAGUUGACAUUGUCGAAGUGUGGUCGAAUCCGGAUGAUAGCGGCAUAAAGCUAGACUAAGGUCAGACUAUGGAUAACAAU